Microtus ochrogaster (prairie vole) is the source of this 3815-nucleotide messenger RNA. RefSeq names its product translocase of outer mitochondrial membrane 70 (gene Tomm70). Lineage: Eukaryota; Metazoa; Chordata; Mammalia; Rodentia; Cricetidae. Gene Ontology annotation, biological process: protein insertion into mitochondrial inner membrane; protein import into mitochondrial matrix. Gene Ontology annotation, cellular component: mitochondrial outer membrane. The record is from RefSeq and is a predicted model, not a curated record. Gene Ontology annotation, molecular function: transmembrane protein transporter activity; protein binding.
CUUCCGGUGACCUCCGGCCCUUCUCUGUCGUCCGCUCCUGCUGCCUAGCGUGCUCGCUCGCGCGUUUCUCUCCCUCCACGCUCCCGGCUCCCUCCCCACGCUGCCCGGUGACCCUGGCGCCCGCGACCGGCGCGGCGGCGUCGGAGGACAGUCGUCAUGGCCGCCUCUAAGCCGGUGGAGGCGGCGAUGGCGGCGGCGGCGGCGCCCGGGUCUGUUAACGGAGUGGGCGGUGGCAGCGGGACUGCGGGCCCCGGCUCGGGCGCGGGGACCCUGCCGCGAUGGCACGUGGCUCUGGCCAUCGGGGCGCCCUUGUUGCUAGGUGCCGGGGCCAUGUACCUGUGGAGCCGAAGGCGGCGGCGCCGGGAGGCGGCAGGCCGGGGCGAAAGCAGCGGCCUCAAGCGCAACAGCGAACGAAAGACCCCGGAGGGCAGGGCCAGUCCGGCCCUGGGCAGCGGCCACCCCGAUGGUUCUGGUGACUCUCUGGAAAUGAAUUCUCUGGAUAGAGCCCAAGCAGCCAAAAACAAAGGCAACAAAUAUUUCAAAGCAGGAAAAUAUGAACAAGCUAUUCAGUGCUAUACUGAGGCAAUUAGUUUGUGCCCUACUGAGAAGAAUGUAGACCUUUCUACAUUUUAUCAGAACAGAGCAGCAGCCUUUGAACAGUUGCAAAAAUGGAAAGAGGUGGCACAAGAUUGUACAAAGGCUGUUGAACUUAAUCCCAAAUAUGUGAAAGCUCUCUUUAGACGUGCAAAAGCCCAUGAGAAGCUAGACAAUAAGAAGGAAUGUUUAGAAGAUGUCACUGCUGUGUGUAUAUUAGAAGGGUUCCAAAAUGAGCAGAGUAUGCUGCUAGCUGAUAAAGUUCUUAAACUUCUCGGGAAAGAGAACGCCAAAGAAAAAUAUAAGAACCGUGAACCUCUGAUGCCAUCGCCACAGUUUAUUAAGUCUUACUUCAGUUCCUUCACGGAUGAUAUAAUUUCUCAACCAAUGCUUAAAGGAGAGAAGUCUGACGAAGAUAAAGACAAGGAAGGAGAAGCUUUAGAAGUAAAAGAAAAUUCUGGCUAUUUAAAAGCUAAACAGUAUAUGGAAGAAGAAAACUAUGACAAAAUCAUAAGUGAAUGCUCAAAGGAAAUAGAAGCUCAAGGCAAAUACAUGGCAGAAGCUUUACUACUACGAGCCACCUUCUACCUGCUCAUUGGCAGUGCCAACGCAGCCAAACCUGACUUAGAUAAGGUCAUCAGUUUGAAGGACGCUAAUGUGAAGCUUCGAGCAAACGCCCUUAUCAAAAGAGGCACCAUGUGUAUGCAGCAGCAGCAGCCCAUGCUCUCGACCCAGGAUUUCAACAUGGCUGCCGAGAUCGAUCCUCAGAAUUCAGAUGUUUAUCACCACCGAGGACAGCUGAAAAUUCUGCUGGAUCUAGUUGAAGAAGCAGUGGCGGAUUUUGAUGCAUGCAUUAAAUUAAGACCCAAGUUUGCUCUGGCACAAGCUCAGAAGUGUUUUGCAUUGUAUCGCCAGGCAUAUACAGCAAACAAUUCUUCACAAGUCCAAGCAGCUAUGAAAGGUUUUGAAGAGGUCAUAAAGAAAUUUCCAAGGUGUGCUGAAGGCUAUGCGCUUUAUGCCCAGGCAUUAACAGAUCAACAACAGUUUGGUAAAGCUGAUGAAAUGUAUGAUAAAUGUAUUGAUUUGGAACCAGAUAAUGCUACAACUUAUGUUCAUAAAGGUUUACUUCAACUUCAAUGGAAGCAAGAUUUGGAUAAAGGCUUGGAGCUUAUCAGCAAAGCUAUUGAGAUUGACAACAAAUGUGAUUUUGCAUAUGAGACCAUGGGAACCAUUGAAGUGCAGAGAGGAAACAUGGAGAAAGCCAUUGACAUGUUCAACAAAGCUAUCAACCUGGCCAAAUCAGAAAUGGAGAUGGCUCAUCUGUAUUCACUUUGUGAUGCUGCCCAUGCCCAGACAGAAGUAGCAAAGAAAUACGGAUUAAAACCGCCAACCUUAUAAAACCAAGGGGAAAGCAGACGGACUCUUUUUAAAAGAAGUUUACCCCUCUUCAACUGAACCCUGAAGACACUGUCAUGACACUGUGUUGAAUGGUGGAACCUAGUAUUCCCUUUGUGAUGUUGUCAUUCAUUACAUCUGUUUCAUGUUUAGGUGUUGUGGGCGUGGCUGUUGAAGGAAGUUUGAAGUCUUGCAGCUUUUAUUCCCUGUGCUACAAAAGCUUAGAACAUGUUAAAGGGAUAUUAAAACAAACUUGUAGAAUACAAACAGUAAUUGGCCAUGCAAAUAAAAACUUUGAUUUGUUGAUUUGGUUUUUUUUAUAUUGGGGUGGGGAUUAUGUUCUGAAUGAUUUUCUUUUUAUAGCUGUUUGUAUAAUAUGAGUGUUUUAUAGUGUGUUGGUCUUUAACAUGGUAAGUGCUGUAAAAUAGACUUCUUUUAUAUUCAAUUCUUUUUAAUUUUUUUUAAGGAUGAAAAGCUUCAAUAUGGUUUUCAGUAAAGUUGAAAGACUAAGCUAUUGUCAGCAUGCUCAGUGCCUCUGAUUCUGUAGUACUUUAGGAAAUUAUGCAGAAGCAAAAUAUUCUGAUUGAUAUUCGUACAAGACGACUAUUAAUGAGAGGCUGAACAAGGAAGGUAAGAUGAAAGAGACGUGUAUAUAAUUGCUUGUGCCUAUUCCAUAGUAAGUACUAUUUAAUAGUAUGCUUUUUAAGGAGAGUGGGUGGAUGUGAGCAACCCACAUACAGAUGGAGUUCAUGUUAUGAUAUAUAGGAAUAUUUAAUUAGUUUAAGUUUUCUAGUGAUAGAAAUAUGGUAAGGUUCAAAAAGGAUGUCAGUCCUGGAGCCAGAGCACACUCUUGGAAUGACAAGUUCAGUGCUUUGGCUGUGGCUGUAUUAACUUAAGGGAUGUUGAGCCAGUAUUUUCAGAGGUUCGGUAUAUAGAGUACUUUUUGUAUUGAGGUAAGUUUGACCUCUGAGGACUGAUGGUCCAUGUCCACAUCUCCAGGGACACUGACAGCUGACUUUACUUUGGUUGUUCAUUUUUAUCUGUACCUCAUCUCUCUUUGGAAAUGCUACCGUUGUGUCCAUCACUUUCACAGACUCUUCUUUUGCUUAUUUAUAUGCUGGAUUUUCUGGUGUGUGUGUGUGUGUGGCGGGGGGCGUGUUCUUGCUGAGUGUUUCUAAGAUCCACGUAGAGGUUUAUUUACGUGAAAAGAUUUUUUAAAAAAGCAAGUCUGUUAAGGUGUAUGGACAUGAAGUCUAAUUAUAGUUUACAUUGUUGAGAGUAAAAGGAGCAUUUUACAGUUUUACACUCUUAUUUAAAAGGGUGCUUUAUCCCACUGAAACCAAAUAUGAUUUCGCUACAAUUGCUGUCUUUUUAGAAACUAUUAGAAAUGACUGACUGCUCUUACAUAGUCUUUGAACAAUAUUGGUAAGCCUGUGGCUGAUUUCAGUGGGGGCAGUUAAUAUGAUUUAAGGUGACUGACUGGGAUAGUGGAAAGUUGGAGCAUUUUGUUCUGAAAUAAUUAUCCAGUGGUGACAGCCGUAAGUACAGAAUGUCCUAGAUCUCCGAAUGUGACCUCUUUGCUUAAAAAGUUUUUAUUUGCAUGGCUGUAUUUACGUUAUACUGACAUUUUCUACUCUACCCCCUUCUUUCUUGGGGCUGGGUAGGAAACACGAAGCAUGUGCCAUUCAGUACUGUCAUUCCAAAUACUCACAGACUUUUGCCUGUUGUGAACAUUUGAAACUGCACUGAAAGCUGCAUCUGUCUGUAUCUUUUCUUUUGUAAAUGGCUUCACAUGUAAAUUCACAAAAUAAAUACUACAUUCAAGC